AGAAAACAAGCUCUGCAAAAUCUACACUCGCCGCGACCAUUUUCCUCGCACUGGUAAGCUCGAUGGAUCUGACGACGACUCGCCAGAGACGCCCACUUCUAUCCGAUUCUUCCUCAUCUUCAACGAAACCAUACUCUAAAACUGACAAACCCGGACGAUCUAACGGUGAGGAUGCAGAGGAUCGCGGUCUCGGGUGGUUCUUGCCUUUUAUAGCUUUAUGUUACCUUCGUUACAUGAGCGCGACUUCAAACAUUAUUCAUGACUGCGACGAAGUGUUUAACUACUGGGAGCCUCUCCAUUAUCUUUUGUACAAGUCUGGGUUUCAAACCUGGGAAUACAGUUCGAACUUUGCUCUUCGUUCCUACUUGUAUAUUCUUUUCCAUGAAUUGGCUGGGCGGCCUGCUUCUUGGUGGUUUGGUGAUGACAAGGUUAGAGUUUUCUAUGCGGUGAGACUCUUUCUGGGACUGGUUUCUGCAGUUUCGGACACUGUCCUGGUUGUUGCACUCUCCAGAAAGUAUGGGAAACGUAUUGCUACUUACGCAGUUGCAAUGCUCUGCUUAACCAGUGGAUGCUUCUUUGCUAGCACCAGUUUCCUCCCGAGUUCGUUCUCUAUGUAUGCAAUGAGUCUCUCAUCUGGUUUAUUACUUUUCGACAAGUAUGCCAUGGCUGUUGCAGUUUCGGUCGUUGGUGUGAUUCUUGGCUGGCCAUUUUCUAUCCUGGCCUUUUUACCUAUCGUUAUUUACGCUUUGGUUAAAAGAUUCAAGCAAUCAUUUAUCUCUGGCGCUGUCACCUCUAUUUUUCUCCUUGGACUCUCAGUAGUAGUGGAUCACUAUUAUUACAAGAGAUGGACAUCUUCAGUUUUGAAUCUAUUGAUAUACAAUGUCUUAGGGGGUGGAGAAAGCCAUCUCUAUGGGACUGAAGGACCGUUGUUUUAUAUAAAAAAUGGUUUUAACAACUUCAACUUGGGUUUUGUUUUGGCUAUUCUGUUCAUCGCACUAUUUCCUCUUAUCAGAAGAAAGUAUGACCGUUGCUUGUUUGUUGUGGUUUCGCCAAUGUAUAUAUGGCUGGCGUUUAUGUCACUACAGCCCCACAAAGAAGAAAGGUUCCUCUAUCCAAUAUACCCUCUUAUAUGUGUUUCUGCUUCUGUUGUUAUUGAAAACAUCCCUGAGCUGUUCCGGGAUAAGUAUAGCACACGCGAAAGUCUUCUGGUGACAAUAACCAAAUACAUCAGACCUGUGAUCCUUGGUCUUAUCUUAUGUGCUUCACAUGCUCGCACAUUUUCUCUGAUUAAUGGCUAUUCCGCUCCCUUAGAGGUCUACAAGCUGCUGGAGCACCAUGAUGAUGCUGGACCAGGUUCCGUUCUGUGUGUGGGAAGCGAAUGGCAUCGAUACCCAUCAUCGUUUUUCGUGCCUGACUACAUAAGCGAAGUAAGAUGGAUCGAUGAUGGAUUCCGAGGUCUUCUUCCAUUCCCAUUUAACAGCACACUUGGAGGCACUGCAGCAUCACCACCAUACUUCAACAACAAGAACCAAGCAUCUGAUGAACAAUUUUUGAAGAAUAUCGAAAGUUGCACAUUCCUCAUUGAGCUGCAGCUUAGCAGACCUUAUGCGUAUCGAGGCAGCGACUUAUCGACAUGGGAGGCUAUAGCCGUGUUACCUUACCUGGACAGAGAGCUAUCGCCAGCGAAGUAUAGAUCGUUCUUCAUCCCUUACAAGUGGCAGGAGAAGAAUGUGUUCGGCAAAUACGUAAUACUUAGAAGAGUCCCAAAAUGAUAUCAAAAUUUUGAAAAACCGAUAGAUAUAACUCGGUUCAUUGGCCAGUUUUGAGUCGAAUGAUAUACUUACUGAUCAGUGUAGUCAUUUUUAACUUUCACGUUUACUUUGUAGUAAAUCUCCAAAGGGUAGGAAGAUCAUGUUGUUUGAUAUUGACACUAGUGUUGCAAUGUCUUUUAUCUUAUCCUUC
Messenger RNA from Eruca vesicaria subsp. sativa (arugula), 1962 nucleotides. Lineage: Eukaryota; Viridiplantae; Streptophyta; Magnoliopsida; Brassicales; Brassicaceae. The record is from the annotation of a GenBank genome assembly.